AUGACGAGAGUGUGUUUAAAGGAGCCAGGGUCCAGUGAAGCCGCCUUCCUGGAGGACUUUGUGCUGGGAGUGGGGGACCCCCUGGAGCUGUCGUGUGACGUGGCCGAUCCUUCCAAACCCGUUCUGUGGUUCAAAGACGGGCUGGGCCUGGUGUCCCACAACAGGACCAGAGUGGGACCGAGGACGUUACACAUCAUCAACGUGUCGUACGAAGACUCAGGCGUUUACUCAUGUCGCACUCUGCACAGCAACGUCCUGGUCAUCAACUACACCGUCAGAGUGACAGAUUCUCUGUCGUCUGGUGAUGAUGAAGACUAUGAUGAAGACCCAGAAGAAGCAGCAAUGAUCGAGAAGGCAAUCUGUGACAGCGGCUCUACACCGAGCUCUGCAUACAAACAAACAACAUAA
Messenger RNA from Knipowitschia caucasica, 408 nucleotides. NCBI's taxonomy places the organism in Eukaryota, Metazoa, Chordata, Actinopteri, Gobiiformes, Gobiidae. The record is from the annotation of a GenBank genome assembly.